GAUGUAACAGUCGCCGCAUCGCCGUGCCUUUCAGUCGUUCAAUGCCUCCGAUGCGUGCGUAUGUUUUGUUAUUUAUCGCGCAAGAACCGUUCCUUCGCAUUCCGCCAGUUCUACCGCAGCCCGAAGGCUGUUUUCACUGAAAUUCUUCACUAUUUAUCGCAUGUGGCAUGUAGAUGGAAAAGUGCAUCCAAUCACAGCACGUGUAUUGAGCUUUUUUUGUGUGCUCGUAAAUGAAACGUGAGACGGCGAAGCUACAGCUGUAGUAGUCUAUUUAUAUUUUUGUUGACUCCAAAUGGAAGAAUGACCACUAUUCUAAUCGCUGUAAAACAGGUUCUGUCGGUUGUCGAUCUACUGUGAUUGUUGCAUCCGCUCGCUUGGUUCAUUAGAUUUUGAUGACAAAUCGAGUGUGAAGUUCGGAUGACACGCUAGUGAUACAUGGUCUGUUAACAGUAGACGAACGAUAUCUCGCUGCAUUAGUCAGUGGUUAUGAGCUUGUACUCUGAUUCCAAAGUCCGCAGCGAGGACGCCGUCGACCUUAUUUGGCACGAAUAAUAGCCGAUAAGAAAGAAAGCGGGCUGAAAAAAAAAUCAAUUGAUUAAGUCGUAGCUUAUCGCACUCCAUUCAUACGCCUGUGGUUGAUUAUAAGCGCGGAAUUGGCAGGAAAAUCGUCAUUGUAAUCGUAAUGUCGGACCAUAUUAGAGCAGCGCCGAUCGAUAGCGGCAAAGGCAAUGGCGGGAGUGUAUCUAACAGUGCAAUUCUACCAACCUCAUCCGGUAGCGAACAUGAACGACUCGCAGAGACGCAAAAAGUACCCUCUUCCGAUGAUUUAUAUCUGUUCGACUCACUGAUUGACCUAUGCCGGAAUAAUAUUAAAUAUUUUGCGAGUGAUGAAACGGAGACUGGACUAAGGAUCCAUGGAGCUUUCGUGGGAUUGAUUGAUCACAUAGAGACGGCAAAGCCUUUGGUGAAGGAAGUCCACGAAUUUGUGCAUGAGUAUGAUUUUGACAAGGAUACUCCGGGAAAUGGAUUCAGAAGUUUCCUGUACGUGGUUGAUUGCUGUGUUAAGACAACUCUCAAACUGGCAAGAUAUGUAAUGGAGAAUCGAGGAACGAUACUGUUCAGAAAAGCUAUCUACGUAAAGGAAGUUGAAGCAUACAAUCAUUUGAUGGCCAGUCUAAACACAUGCCUCAAGCACUGUCAUACGCUACGAGAGUGGACAACCUCUGGAGAACUGUUCCCAGAAGGACGAUCGGUUGAAGAACUUCUGGGUAAAGCGGAUACAAUCAACCAGUUCUGCUUCUACGGUCGAUGCCUCGGGUUCCAGUUCUGUGAAUCAAUGAAACCAUUGCUCAAGUUCAUUUCCAUCGGAAUGGCGGGCUUUUCCGAGGGAUAUUAUUCCGAAGGCGGCAAAAUCUCCAAAGCCACAAGUUUAAUGUAUACAAGUACCAAAUACAUGCUGGAACCGGAACUUCGGGCUCGACGAAUUGUUAACAUCUCGCAACACUCCAACGUGGAUUUUUGCAAAGCAUUCUGGUUCCUAGCCGAAUCUGAGCUGAUGCACUCUCUGCCGUCCUUUGUCGGAUUCAAGGUAAAGGUCAGCCGUGUGAUUACCAUACCACCGGAGCCCAUACAACUGAAAGCGGAGAAGUCCGAUGAGAUAAUCAACAUCCCAAUCCCUCAAAGUCAUGGUGGAGCAGGUCCAGUCAAAGCACGACUUAUCAGCGCAGUGAAGCGCAAAGGAAUGAUUGGAGAGAAAGUCAACACACGCAGCACCAUUCACCCCCCGUCCAAUGGAUUGCUCUUUCACUGCCACGGAGGAGGAUUCGUAGCUCAAAGUUCAAAAUCUCACGAGGCGUAUCUACGAGAGUGGGCUGUUACGCUGAACAUUCCGAUCCUAUCGAUUGACUACAGCCUCGCACCGGAGGCACCCUUCCCGCGAGCUCUCGAAGAGGUGUUCUACGCGUAUUGCUGGGCAUUGAAGAAUUGCGAACUGCUGGGAACAACUGGAGAGAAGAUCAUCUUCGCCGGAGAUUCUGCUGGUGCCAAUUUGAAUCUGGGUUGUGCCAUGAAAUGCAUUGAGACGGGCGUUAGACGACCGGAUGGCAUAUUUUUGGCGUACUGUCCGGUUCUGAUCAGUUUCGUCCCUAGUCCGGCACGGAUGCUGUGUCUGAUGGACCCGCUGCUACCGUUCGGUUUCAUGAUGCGCUGCUUGAAGGCUUACGCGUGUCCGAGCAAAGAAGUGCUCGAACAAAACCGAAAACGUCACGAGGAAAGACAAGCGAUUAUAAAUGCCGGUCGUAAGGUUUCGGAUGAAGUACCGAAAAAGUUGGAACUGAAUGGAAAUGCUUUCGGUAAGGCCAGUGAAGACAGCAAGUCUGACCAUUCUGAAUCUCCGGAAAAUUCCGCGUGGGACCAGUUGAACAGCUUGAACACUAUACAGUUGAACAAUCAGCACUUGAGCCCAAUGAGUGACACCGUGAGUGAUACGAUAGCGCUGCAAGGUCAAACCGUUGGUAACACGAUUGACCUGAUGAGUCCCGACGAGAGCAAUACCAUUACAUCGCUGGAAGAAGAUUCGCAACCAAUCACACUGCAGCAGGUCAAUUUGAACACGGAGAAAAGCAACGUAACAGUGAUGGACGAUUUGGAUAUGGACUUGCCGAGCGAUAUGAGUUCGGAGCAAAAUACCAACAAAUAUGUGUCGGAUUUUAUAGAAAGGUAUGUGCUGGACACAACCACAAAUGCAGCCGGAGAAAUCGAGCCAGUUCUGAGACCGAUUUCCAGAUCAGCUUCCGAAGAAAACGUCGUGCUAGAUAUCGGAAGGGAAACAAUCAGCGUACAAAAUCUGCAAGAUAAAGUAUCCAACGUGGCCAGCAACCUGGUGAAUCGGGUGUCCUCGACGUUCAAUGCUAUCACCACUUCGAAACCGAUUGCCACCAGCGGAUCGCAGUCCGAGUUCCAAAGCAACCUGGAGGCGCUGAUCGCUCGCAGUCCUUCGGACGAAUUCAUCUUCGAAGUGCCGAAAGAUUCCCACAUGUCACCGUACUGGGCCACGGACGAAGUGUUGAGUCAAUUCCCUCAGACAAAAAUUUUGACGGUUGUGUUAGAUCCUUGCCUGGACGACUGCGUUAUGUUUGCUAAAAGACUGAAGAAUCUGAACAAUCCGGUAUCACUGGAUAUAUUGCCGGGGCUUCCACAUGGAUUUCUCAACUUUGCUUCUAUAUCCAAAGAGGCUCACGAAGGAUCUAAACUGUGCGUCCAACGCAUCGCAGAAAUGCUCGAAGUACCGCUGCCAACGGACGAUGUCGCUCCCAAAGCGUGUUGUUAGCAAUUCCGUCGCUGCUUCACUGGGUCAAAGCUUUUGUUUCGCAAAGGUAGUGAACGCAUCGAUAACGUUUAGCAGCAUACUGUACCAUGGUUACACAUUGAUUAACUAUACUAACUGAUUUUGGCUCUGAAUGCAGCUACUUUAGAGAGGCUAUUUAGUACGGUGCUAAGUCAUUACGAGAACAAUUUUGUACGUCUUGUAGUGUCUUUGCAUCGUCGCUUUUUAUAAUGCUAAUAGAAUACAUGACUGGCUGUAACUACAUUAUUGCAACAAAUGAUAUUGAACCUUUGGAAUCUUCUUUUGGCAGCAUACGUAUUGUUAAUAAAUCUUUAAUCGAUGGAAAUUUGAUUUCCAGUCUGAUUAUAAAUUGGCCUUCGCUUAGGGUCCAGCAUUGUUUGCAAACAUAUUUUCAUAUUAGAUAUAUAAGUAAUUGAUUGUUGUUCUGAUGAUAAGUAAAACUGAAAACGCCCGUGUUAAUUAAUGAUAAUUGAUUGCCAUUAGCUCAACAAGAAAAAUCGCAAUAUUACACAGCGAAGCAAUACAGCAAACACACUAGAACAAAAAGCCAACAGAAACUUACAAUUAAAAGUCAAUAGCCAGUAAGCAAUCUAGCAAAAACAAUCUACCUUAUUUGUGUUACCAGACAAAAUAAAAUGGAUAAUCAAUACCAGUUGUGAAAGGAGAAAAAAAAAUCAAAAACCGAUCCACCUUAUUUACAUUGCUCACAUAUUGUGCCCAAAACGAUGUUACUAUUUUACGCGAAAACUGUGUGUUUCAUUUGUGUGCAAUUGGCUGUAAUUGUUUAAGGAAAAAUGUUACCGAAAUAUGUUCUAUCCAACUAUAUGUGCUAAUAAAACCAAAGACAUGAUGUUUGUACUACAACCCUACAACAGUGUAUUGACAAAAUUGCGAACGAAAAAAUAACGGUGUAUGCAAAUGUUUUAUUUUAUUAUUUACAACUUUUUUACCAGGUUUAAGGGAAAGUUCAUCACUAUAAAACUAUUUACAACUGACAUUAUUUUAAACAAAACAAAGAACAUACCAAAAGGAACACAACACAUUAACAUGUAAAAUCAUUGUACCUACUAUUGCGUAACACACAUGUCAGAUAUUACUAUGACCAUUAUUGUUGAAGCAGAUAGAGAACAACAUCUCACGUUACCUACACACACAUUUUGAACGUUGAAUACAAUUUACAAUUGUUACUUUGGUAGAAUGUAAGUCCUUACAAUUAACAAUUCUUACAGUCAAUAAAGAUAACUUUGUAAAGGAA
This is a messenger RNA of Aedes albopictus (Asian tiger mosquito), 4601 nucleotides long. RefSeq names its product hormone-sensitive lipase (gene Hsl). The coding region runs from base 683 to 3328 and encodes 881 amino acids. The transcript has 6 exons. Gene Ontology annotation, biological process: triglyceride catabolic process; cholesterol metabolic process. Gene Ontology annotation, cellular component: cytosol. Gene Ontology annotation, molecular function: sterol ester esterase activity; triacylglycerol lipase activity. The record is from RefSeq and is a predicted model, not a curated record. Lineage: Eukaryota; Metazoa; Arthropoda; Insecta; Diptera; Culicidae.